AUGCGGACCCGCCUUUGUGAUAAUCCUGCUCCUAAAAACGGUGGCAACCCUUGCUCUGGAGCUGACGCCGAAAUGAAACCCUGUUUUAAACAUUGUGCUGUACAUGGACAAUGGGGCUCCUGGAGUGGAUGGAAACUUUGUAGCGUAACCUGCGGCAAUGGAACCGAGGUAUAUCACAGGUCAUGUGACAGUCCCGCGCCUAAUCAUGGAGGGAGACACUGUGUAGGACACUCUACAAAAUUAGUUCCAUGCAGUGCUUCACCUUGUGCAAUUGAUGGAGGUUGGGGAGGUUGGUCUUCUUGGGACACUUGUUCUGUAACGUGCGGCGAUGGCGUACGACAUCGACAUCGUAGUUGUAAUAAUCCCUCCCCACAACACGGUGGCCAGGGCUGCUCGGGAAAUAAAAAAGAGACCCGAAAUUGUCACGAACAACAAUGUCACCCACCUCAAAAUGGACAUUGGAGCGACUGGUCUGCUUGGGGUCAGUGUUCAGUAACGUGCCAUGACGGUGUCCAGCACAGGAGUCGCAGCUGUACCAAUCCGCCUCCAAGUAAUGGCGGCCACACGUGUCAAGGCGAUCACAGGGAAUCUCGGCACUGCAAUGGAGGUUCAUGUCACCAUUUUAAAUCCCACACAGCAAGACAUAAUCCAGUCACUUGUCGACAUGACGUCCUCAUGGUAAAAUUUGACGCAGUUUAUGUGCAGUUAGAGGCGGAUCAUCUGUUGAUGGUUACUGGGGAGAUUGGAGCACUUGGGGAAGAUGCAGUCAGCCGUGUGGUAUAUCAGGGUACCGUACAAGGACCCGGCUGUGUGAUAACCCAGCCCCCCAAAAUGGCGGAAAUCCCUGUACUGGAGCUGACCAGGAAAUGA
Messenger RNA from Saccostrea echinata, 870 nucleotides. RefSeq names its product mucin-like protein. The coding region runs from base 1 to 870 and encodes 289 amino acids. The record is from RefSeq and is a predicted model, not a curated record. NCBI's taxonomy places the organism in Eukaryota, Metazoa, Mollusca, Bivalvia, Ostreida, Ostreidae. The transcript has 6 exons.